AUGGCACCUCGUGGACCCGGUCGGGGACGUGAAAGAGAUCGUACUAUUACGCAGGAACCAGAAAUCAACCCGAAUAACCCAGUAAACCUUAUGGCGGUGUUGGAGAAUAUGGAUGUUACUAUGCAGGCCACUACGGAGGCUCUUGGGCAACAGAUAAACAAUAAUGGCAAUGGCAGAAGUGGAGCUCAGGGCCUGAUGACACUGACAACUUUCUUAAAGGUUAAUCUACCUAAGUUCAAGAGAACCACCAAUCUGACUGAAGCUGACACCUGGUUUCAGGCCAUGGAGACGGCCAAGGAACUCGAAUUACUACAGCUGAAGCAGGGUACCAUGUCCGUAUCUGAAUAUACAGAUAAAUUUGAGGAGCUAUUCAGGGUUUCUCGUAUAUGUCAGGGAGCUCCGGGAGACUUCGAGGAAUGGAAGUGUAUUAAGUAUGAGGGAGGACUUCGAAGUGACAUCCUAAGAUCCGUUGGACCGAUGGAGAUUAGGGUAUUCUCUGAACUUGUGAACAUGAGCCACAUUGUUGAAGAAUGUGUGAGGAAGGCUGCUGAGGCGGAGAAUGACCGUCGGGAGUCCCACCGCAGGGAGCACAACCAAGGAUACGCAACAAGGGGUCAAGAGUUUAAGAGAAGAGGAUACCCACAAUAUUUUUCCCAAGGACAGAAUAACCUUGCAAUGAAUGAGAAUUUCCAUGGGAACGGUAAGGGAAAACAGGCAGCGGCUGCUGCAGAUGUUUUGAACUGUCAGAGAUGCGAGGGUCAUCACCCAAAUAGGCCAUGCCGUUAUGGUUUGGGUUUGUGUUAUAAUUGCGGGAAGCUAGGACAUUUGGUCAAAUAUUGCCCACACCGGAAGAACCGGGGUACUGCCAGGUCCGAUUCUCAUGCCCGAGAUAAUUUUAAACUAGCAGUUGAAUUUCUGACUCUCUUCAUAUCAUUACUACGAAAUAUUCGUUCGUGGUGCAUAACAAGUAUUGAUAAUUGUAGAGUCUAA
This is a messenger RNA of Arachis duranensis, 990 nucleotides long. RefSeq lists its product as uncharacterized. Gene Ontology annotation, molecular function: zinc ion binding; nucleic acid binding. The transcript has 2 exons. NCBI's taxonomy places the organism in Eukaryota, Viridiplantae, Streptophyta, Magnoliopsida, Fabales, Fabaceae. The coding region runs from base 1 to 990 and encodes 329 amino acids. The record is from RefSeq and is a predicted model, not a curated record.